Arabidopsis arenosa is the source of this 593-nucleotide messenger RNA. NCBI's taxonomy places the organism in Eukaryota, Viridiplantae, Streptophyta, Magnoliopsida, Brassicales, Brassicaceae. The record is from the annotation of a GenBank genome assembly.
CUCACCAGUUUUACAGAAAAUGAGAAAUCGCAGACGUGAUUCAAUCUGUACGGACUUCGGGAAGAGCUAGGAGACAGUGGUGAACCGGGAUCUAAACCUCGCCGACGAUGUGAAGAUGGUGACGAGGAGGAGAUCGUAAUUCUUUAGGUUUCGAUAUGCAAAACAAGACGAUCGGCGAUCCAAAGCUCCACCGCCUGAAACGCAACAUCGAAUUGAUCACACCGAAUAUCUUCAGAUUUCGGAUAUGCUCUUCCGGUGGUAGCUUCAAAAUACACGCCGGGAACUCCUUGAUACGCUACAUGGAGAGUAGAUCCAUGCGUUUUGCUGCAGCUUUGAAGAAACAAGGCUCAGAUCGACGGAGCCGUUACUGUGACCGUUAACGACGGUGACUUCAUCUGCUAAACCACCGAUGAUUGAGUUUGAACUUUCCGUUUCUAAGUUUUUCAUUUUGGGUAUAUGAGAGAGUUAAAUAAAAACAAAUUGGGCUUUGUAGGUCUUUACAAAAUUGGUAGACAUGAUUCUUUGUUAUUGGGUUCUAAUACUCCAUGUGUUUAUUUUUUCAUUAUGUAAACUAAUGAAAGUUGCAUACUUAA